AGAGUGAACUGCACUAGACGUUGGGGUAUUGUAUUUGAACCGUUUGUCAUUUGGUCAAUAUUAUGCGCUCUUCAGCUGUAAUGCUGAAACUGCUUGCUGUGCAAAUGCUGAUUUCGUUUGUGCCCGAAUGUGUGACAACAAUAACAACAUCAACACCGGGGACACUUGAUAGUACACAAUAUACUACUGAUGAUGUAGGGAUCCAAGAUACCGGCGGUAGUGUUAAUGCGUCCAUGGCAGCAUACACAGGCAGAGAAGGACCUUCUGAAGCUUCAUCAUCUACAUCGUCCUCUCUUACCGUAACCUAUAAUACUGCAGAUCCAGCAGAUGAGCUCAAAUUGAAACCAGGGGACUGCACAGGACUCAUAUUAGAAGGAACUUUGAGAGUGAACUUUGAAAUAGAUACUGAUGGCCUAUUGAAAAAAGAUGAGGGAGACCAACAGCUAGUCACUUGUAAGAUGAAACCAAUGAAGAAUCAUACAGAGUGCAAUGAUGCACUGAGGGAACUGAUCAACAGCACAAAGAUAUUUAAGCAUGAGGCAAUCCCAGACACAGGUGGAGUUUGGGAAGACCAUGAAAUCCUUGAUAAUGCGACAAAAAAUGUUACUGUACAGGAAGAUGGAAGUGACAGUCUGUUCAGUGUACAAUUUACCUUUACAGUCCUGCACAAGCACCACGAUAAUCGAAAGAUAUACUGCAGAGCUUCCAAUGAGAACCUCACUGUGAUUUCACCUAAGAUUAAGUUCACAACAGAUAUCAAUAAAUUGUAUAAAGUUAGUAUGAGUCCACACCAUGUGGAGGUGUCACCAAAAACAGCCUUUACAUUGACUUGCACAUUCCAUGAUGAAGAUGUUGCACAAUGGAUUGUUUGGAAAAGCAAAAGGAGCGGUGCAGACUAUCCCCAUUAUAAUACUGUGGAAAGGCAUGGUUACAGUAAUAUUCAAAAAAUUGGCAAGUCGUCAAUACUUACUGUAACCAAACCUGGAGAAUGGAAUGGGACUUAUUUGUGUACUACUAACCUAAAUACUCACCCAAGAAAUCACGUCGCUAAAGUCACAGUCCUAGUGAAAAAUCCUGAUAAGACUGUUGUACAUGGAACUACAAUAGCAGUUACUGUUUCUUUAUUUCUUGUAGUGGUGAUAGUGGUUGCAUUACUGAUAAGAAGGCGUGCUCUCAAAAAGAAGAUAGAAAUUUCCUUAAUGCUGAUGGAUCUCCAAGAAGCCGGGGCUCAAUCUGCCGCUGCUAGAGUAGGCAGUAUGCAUAGUCUAAACAUGGAUCCAGCAGUUAAUUGCUAUGCUAGCUCUCUCAAUCCAGAUGGUAGCUUAGCAGCUGAAACGCUUGCUGCAACUUUUGCCAGGUUCACGACUAUGUAUUCUGCUUGGCAGAAAGACAGGUCACAGUUGGUAAUUAAGGAAAUUUUGGGAGAAGGGAACUUUGGAAGUGUAUGCCUAGGAAUUAUGCCUGAUGUCUACUUCCAGGGAAUCUCGAGCCAAGUUGCUGUUAAGACAAUUAAGCCUGCAAGAAUGGACAAAAAUGCUAUUACAGAGUUCGAAAAGGAAGUGUCUAUAAUGUCAACAUUGCAACACGAAAGUAUAGUCAGUUUAGUUGGACUAUGCACAGAAACAAUGCCACUUUACAUAAUAAUGGAAUACAUGGAAAAUGGUCCACUGAAUGAUUUCUUGAUGGGGAAAGCACCCAACAAGCUCGAAGAAACCACUCUAUCGAUAAGAGAUCUGAUCUUUAUGAGCUUGCAACCAUGCAAAGCUCUAGAGUAUCUCUCAGAGAAAAACGUUGUUCAUAGAGACAUAAGUGCACGAAACUGUCUAGUGGGAGAUAAACUCAAAGUAAAGCUUGCUGAUUUUGGCCUUUCAAGAGGGACUGCUGUAGAUGAUGGGAAGAAUUAUUAUAAGAAGGAUGGUGGUAUGGUUCCAGUUAAGUGGAUGGCACCAGAGGCUCUUAACUUUGGCAAAUACACAUCAGCAAACGAUGUUUGGUCCUUUGGUGUCUUAAUGUGGGAAGUUUUCUCCUUUGGUGCAAUACCUUAUUUGGCUCAUUCAAAUCCACAAGUCAUAGUUUUUGUAAAUAGAGGGGGAAGACUUGAAAAGCCUGACUUCUGUCCACAGAGUAUGUGGGAGCACAUUUGUUUGUGUUGGACUAAAGACCCCGGGGACAGAAUAACUAUCGGCGGCCUAGUUAACAUGCUGUCUACAGAACUCGAUAUUAUUGAUACGUCAGGCGACAAUGGACAUUCCUCACAGCAGUGAGCACUUAGAAACCGGUUGAAAAUCAAACGACUGAUAUAGUGAUUAAGGACAUCGAGAACGAUGGACAUCGAUGGAACACAAUAACUUUGAAGACAACAGAGAGUUUUAUCCAAGAGAGCCUCAUACAUGCAUUUGAAAUUGACGUUUAUUAGUUAAGACUUAAUCAGGAUCCGUGGAGAAAAUGUCGAAGUGAAAUAACUAGCGUAAGCGGUACUGCAUGAUCAUCACUUAACUUUGAUAUUAGUGAUUAGCUUGAAAAGAAAUAUUGAUAAGAUUUUGGUCAUUAAGAUCAAAUAAAUAUGAACUGUUAAUAGUACAUAUCAUUUUUAAUUGCGUGGAAUGUGUAUCAUUUAACUUACCAUUUUUAUUAUUUCUUA
This is a messenger RNA of Bolinopsis microptera, 2641 nucleotides long. Its product is annotated as fibroblast growth factor receptor-like. The coding region runs from base 63 to 2264 and encodes 733 amino acids. Gene Ontology annotation, molecular function: transmembrane receptor protein tyrosine kinase activity; ATP binding. The record is from RefSeq and is a predicted model, not a curated record. Gene Ontology annotation, cellular component: signaling receptor complex; plasma membrane. Gene Ontology annotation, biological process: cell surface receptor protein tyrosine kinase signaling pathway; multicellular organism development; protein phosphorylation. NCBI's taxonomy places the organism in Eukaryota, Metazoa, Ctenophora, Tentaculata, Lobata, Bolinopsidae. The transcript has 14 exons.